Messenger RNA from Malaya genurostris, 1489 nucleotides. Its product is annotated as gamma-butyrobetaine dioxygenase-like. The transcript has 3 exons. Gene Ontology annotation, molecular function: oxidoreductase activity. Lineage: Eukaryota; Metazoa; Arthropoda; Insecta; Diptera; Culicidae. Bases 52 to 1455 code for a protein of 467 amino acids. Gene Ontology annotation, cellular component: mitochondrion. The record is from RefSeq and is a predicted model, not a curated record. Gene Ontology annotation, biological process: carnitine biosynthetic process.
GGGUUCAUCCGGACUCAUUUCAAGAAUCAGUAUUUGAAAAACGCUGCGACCAUGACACUACGAGUACUUAGUUCCCGAAUGUUACAUCAAACCGGUGAAUUGCUCUUCAAAGUUCAACCGGUUUUUACUUCAAUUGCGAUGAACUCGGAACGAUUUAUUCCAAACAAAUCCUAUUGGAAUACCACACCGACAGUGUCUCUCAAAUAUCACACGCGAUCAGAUUUGCGAAAAGCAGUAAGCGCCAGUGAACCGUUGAUAGCUGACCACAACCAGACUUGGAAGAUAGUAGCAUCCUAUCUAUCUGAGACUCUCGAAGUUCAUCGUCAACUCACAGUGGAAACUGCUGAUGGGCAACGGUUUGUGUUCCCGCUGGUUUGGCUACGUGAUAACUGUCAGUGUUCCGAGUGCUUUCAUGCGAAGUCUUAUUCACGAAUCCUAAAUUGGGAACUGUUUCGAGUGAAUGGAGUACAAAUGCGGAAGUGCGUGGUGGAAGACGGUGGAAGUGGGUUGCAGAUCGUCUGGAGUGACGGCCAUCGGUCACAGUUCGGCAGUGAGUGGUUGAUAGAAAGAAGUUUCAACAAUGACUGCAGGCAAGAAUACCUCAACGAAUGGUACAGGCCCCGUCCAAAACUAUGGAAUAAACAACAUUUUAGUAAGAUUCUGAAUAACUUCGAAUUUGAAGAUGUUAUCAGCUGUGAUAAAACUCUGCUUGCUUGGAUUGAAUCUUUGAUCAAGUAUGGUGUUGUGAUGAUUCGAAAUGCACCUCUGGAGGAAACAGAAUCAAGGAAGUUGGCGGACCGGGUAGGAUUCAUUCGGAAGACUCACUACGGUGAGGAGUACAUCAUAAAGGCGAAGGAAGGAACCAGCAACGUUGCCUACCUGUCUGCAUCGCUGCAGAUGCACACCGACUUGCCGUACUACGACUAUCUUCCGGGUUGCAACAUGCUGCACUGCUUGGUCCAAUCCGAAUCCGAGGGUGGCCGCAAUCUACUCUGCGAUGCGUUCUACGUAGCGGAGCGGAUGCGAGAGAAGCAUCCGGAAGAAUUUCGUAUUUUAAGUGAAACAUUAGUCAAUUGGGCGGAUGUUGGCGAAGAUGAGGGCCGAGAGUUCCACAGCAUUUAUCGAGCGCCGGUGAUAUGUAUCGGUCGCGAUGGGAACUUGGAGCGUAUUAAUCAUAGUAUCCCUCAGCGAGACAGUUUCUUCAACAUUCCUCUGGCCAACGUGGAACCGUGGUACCGGGCACUGGAACUCUUCGUUGGACUUAUUCACCGGGAAGCGGUACAGUUUAAAACCGUUCCCGGUAACAUACUAACCUUCAGCAACGUUCGAAUGCUUCAUGGCCGUUCCGGAUACACGGAUACUGUCAGCAACACUCGACACAUCGUUGGGGCGUUUCUUGACUGGGAUGAAAUCUACUCGAAGUGGCGAGUGCUGAAAGCAAAGGCACGGAAAUAAGUGAAUGAGAUGACCCACACAGACAAAUCCAUUU